AUGAUUCAUACUUCACUCUAAUUUCAGUAAUUUUUCGUAACCAAACGUUUUAAUUUUAAAUUACAAUAUACAUGUCUAUAAAUUAUACUCAUAACUGAAAGUCACUUUAAACUAUUAUUAUUAUUAUGCUUUCGGGCGUUCAAUUAGUUUUUCACUCUAGCCGUUAGAACCGAAAGUUAUUUUUCCUUCGGACAAUGAUGAUGCGCAACCCAAUCAUCCGUCGUUGAUGAAACCAUUUCUUCGAGCGCAAAGUUCUUAUUUUAAUAACAAUAACAAUAUUAAACAACCCUGCCCACGCGGAUCGAUGACUACUGACUAGUCAUGGAGUCCAAGUUCUCGGGUUUUGCUAAAGAGACUACUGUCAGACCGGCAUGUAAGAAAUGUGGUUACUCCGGUCACCUGACGUUCCAAUGUCGAAAUUUUAUCAAAAUCGAUCCCAACAAGGAUAUUGUGUUGGAUGUAAGCAGUACGAGCAGUGAACCGGAAGAAGAGUAUGUGACGCCACUGGUGCAGCUGCGCGAGACUGAAUUAGCCUUAAAACUAAAAGAGGCAGCAUCCAAAAAGAAGAAAAAGAAAAAGAAAAAGUCAAAGAAACGGAAGCAUAAUACAUCCGAUAGCGAUUCAUCAGACGAUGACACAGAACGAAAAAAGAAACAUAAGAAACAUAAGAAACAUAAAAAAGAAAAAAAAUCUAAAAGUUAAGUAAUAAAUAAGUUGGUAACAUAUUUUGUAGGUUUUAAACAUAA
Molecule: messenger RNA, 746 nt
Organism: Melanaphis sacchari
Lineage: Eukaryota; Metazoa; Arthropoda; Insecta; Hemiptera; Aphididae
Product: protein SREK1IP1-like
Exons: 1
Coding region: 322-702 (126 amino acids)
Molecular function (GO): nucleic acid binding; zinc ion binding
Source: RefSeq, a predicted model, not a curated record